GGAGAAUUUUGUGUGAGCAGAGCAUAUGGCAGACAGUCUUGAAAAUAUUCGCGAACUAUGCGGUCGCAUUACGAUGAUUUCGCUGCUGGCGAAACAAAUAAAUUGAGUGGAAUUAAUACAACAAAUUAUAACAAUUAUAGUAGUAGUCUAAAUAACAAUAAUAAUAGUAACAAUAGUAAUGGUGCGAUACCAUAUCACGCCCGUGAAAAUUCGCUGCCAUUCAGUUACGGACAGAUUAGUAAAACAUCAACGCCAUUGAGACCUACACAUAUAAACGCUUCGUCGACGUCUACGUUGUCACGUCGUUCGCAUACAGCACUCGGUUUGGAUUACGGUUACGGUAAAACCACAAAUAAUCAACAAAAUAAUGCAUUACAUGGGAGUGGUAGUGGUAAUAGUGGUUUAAAAGAUGUCAAUUUUGAUUUGUUGACACAACAAAAUGAACGCGAUCGUGAACGUCAAAAAUUUUAUGGUGAUUUAAAUAAUCAUAAUAGUGAAAAGUAUAUGAAUGAAAGUUGUACGCAAACAGUGAAAUAUAAUAAUCAAAGUGGUUACAAUAACAAUAUUAAUAAUAGUUUUAAUAAUUUAUUAAAAACAACGGAUGAAACUGAUGCCAGUAUGAUAAAAUCCCAACCACGUCUUACUAGUCCUUUGCUGGUACGUAAAACUUUAAGCAAUGGCAGCAGCAACAACAUUAGUAGAUCACCUACGCGUUCCACAACCAACACUAUAGCAAAUACCUACCACUACAGUUUUGGUAAUAACAGCAACAACAACAAGAACGGCAGCUUUAUUGGAGACAACAACUUUGACAAGUUUGGCUUAAAUGGCAAUAACAACAAUAACGAUAACUAUGGCCGCCACAAAACAAUGUACGGUAGUGCAACUAAUACUAAUGGUGGUGUUGGUGGCAGCAGCAGUGGAGCUGGUGACAUACUCUUAGCAAAAACACCAGCUCGACAUGAUUUUGAUGAAUUGCUACGUGAGCGACGUGAGAAGGUUUUCAAUGAAUAUCGUACCACAUCCACCACAACAUAUGAUUUGUCCAGUUCACCCAAGGUCUCGCCAGUGCCACCGCCCAGACGUUUUGCCAACGGCUCGGUACAAUUACCCUCUACUUUACCGCCGUCUCUAAGCAAUAAGACGUCAUCAUCCUCCAUGUAUCCGCCACAGAUACCCAAUCGUAGUCAGAGUCAAAAUAGCAAAUACAAUUAUGAUAUUGAAUUCAAUUUAAAUUUGAAUGAACGCUAUGAGGAUGAGGUUGACAAUGUUGAUAUGUUAAGGCGACGUACCAAUACCAUAGAUAGUUUACCACAACGUCAACACCGGUUGCAGCAGCAGUAUGGGCUGCACAAACAGCAGCAGCAGCAGCAGCAGUUGUAUCAAACGCGCGACAUUCCAUUGGCGUCACCGUAUGUAGAACGUAAUUAUCACACAAUUAGUUCAUCAUCAACAGCAACAACAUCAAAUACACAUGCCAACAACAGUAACAAUAACAACAACAACAGAGAAACUUUAAGUCCAACCUCAAUGAUUGACAUUUAUUCAACGCCUUAUGAUGAACGCAAUAACACAAAUAAGCAACGUUCAAAUAUGAUGAUGCAGCCUUUGGAGGCCACUACAGCAUCGCAAACAACAACAACAUUGCAACGUACACAACGUUCAACAGACUAUGCCACAUAUGGCAAUGGCAACAUGUAUGGUCAUGAGCACACCAAUCUUGGUCAAACAAUGACGGAUAGAGAAUCGUCACCUAUUUAUGCCACUAGCACGAAAAAGGUAACAACAUCAUCAACUCUCUCAACAGCUGCAGCAUCACCAACAUAUCGACACAGCGGCAAUAACAAUAAUAAUGGAACUAUUACUGCUACAUCAACUACAACUUUGAGUAUGGCGGAUUAUCCCUCACCAUCGGCAGCACGCCCCGAAACCCCAGCGUUUCCUGUUACGCCGCGUACACCAUUUGCUGGUGGUGCUGCUGGCAGCAAUGGUUAUAACUCACAAACAACCACUCUUAGCAAACAUACCAAUGGAAGCUAUCAGCAACAUGUGCCGCAGCAACAUGUCUAUCAGCCCGCUAAUCUGGUGGAGCAGAACUAUUCUUCGGAAACUAUCUAUGGCAGCAACUAUAGACCGCGCCUUAAUUCUAGUCUAUCGAUGGCCAAUAGUGAGCCUCAAGAAGUGGCUGCUCAUUUGGUGAAAUUUGCUAAAGAUUCUUCGAAAUUCUGGUACAAACCAAACUUGUCACGCGAUGAAGCAAUUUCUCUGCUCAUCAAUGCUGCACCGGGCACCUUUGUUGUCAGAGAUUCUACCACUUAUAAAAAUGCCUAUGGUUUGGUUUUGCGUGUGGCUCAGCCUCCCCCGGGCUCCACCAGCACUGGCAAACCCGAUGAAUUGGUGCGCCACUUCCUUAUAGAACCCACUACCCGUGGUGUACGUUUAAAGGGUUGUGCCAAUGAACCCGUUUUCACUUCCCUCUCGGCCUUGGUUUACGAACAUUCUAUUAACCAAUUGGCCCUGCCUUGUUUAUUGCAUAUACCCGAGCGUGAUCUGGUGCCUCCCUUAGUGGAGCAUACACCAGCCCAAAAACAACUCUUAACCCAGGGAGCAGCCUGCAAUGUAUUAUGGCUGUUCUCUUGCGAUACCGAAUCUCUAACCGGCGAAGAAGCCAUACGCAAAGCUAUACGUCAAAUGUAUGCGCUACCCGCUGCCCCCACUCCCACAGAGGUCCAUUUCAAAGUCACCCAACAGGGCAUUACCCUAACCGAUAAUACACGCAAGAAAUUCUUCCGUAAACACUAUACAGCCGAUAUUAUUUCAUACUGUGCCAUUGAUCCCGAUCAUCGUCUGUGGACCACGCAGGAGCAUGGCAACGAUAACACUACUGUUGUGGGUUCUCUUAAGAAAACCAUAUUUGCCUUUGUGGCUAGACGUUCAGCCAGUUCGAAGGAUAAUCAGUGUCAUAUAUUCUGUGAUUUGGCCAUUAACCAACCAGCCUCGGCCAUUGUAUCGUUUGUCAAUAAAACUCUACCCACAGAGAAGCAAAAGAACUAUGUUCUCUGAGAACAUAGGGCGGAAAAGGAGGAGGAGGAGGAUUUAAAUUUUGUUAUUGGUCAUAGGAUUUGUUUGAAAGUAGAAGAUAAAGUAGAUAGAACUAGGAAUACGUUGGCGAUGUCGUCGAAAAAGAAACAUGUAACAUUUAAGUUGUAAACAGGAAAGGUAAAACAAAUUCGAACAUUUUUUAAGGAGAUUUCAAAAAUUAAUGAAAGAAUUAUUAAAAAAAUUCGUGUAAAUUUCAAAGAAACCCGUAACUAAUUUAUAUACAAUAUAAUUUGUUAAAUUUCCAGUUAAAUCUGAGAUGAAUUAUCUUGUUAAAGACCCAAUAUAUUCCAAAGAUUUAAUUUUCCCGAUUGGAAAUCAGUUAAAAUGUUUGAACUUUGAUAAAUUUUCAUUAUAAUAAUGACCUUUAAAAAGUUAAUUGUAAUCAGUUAUGAUUAACCGUUUGCCAUUUAUUAUUAUCGCGUAUAAUUUUAUUAUUCUAUAUAUAAUUAGUAUUUCGUUUGAAACGAUUUUGCAUACUUUGUGGUUGUCAUUGAAUUUUAAUUUAACUAAAUUGUAAUUUUAGUUUAUUCAAUGUUUAAACUUUGGUUUUUUCCGCAAUUAAGUUUCCAUAUUUCUAUAACAUUAUUAGCCUUUAACAACACGCUAAAAAGAAAAACAAAAACAUUUUUAUUGACAACACUUAUUAGGCUUUUAAAGUGAAAAUUGUCAUUUUCUAACUUUUUGCACAUAAUUUUCAAACAAAUUUCAUAAAAAUUUUAAAGAAUUUUUAAGGUUUAAGUUUGACUUGAUUAAAAAACUGUUAAGACGGCAAUUUAAAAAAUUUAAAAGGCGAAAGUUUGACUAAAACUUGUUAAGUCGACUUUUCAUAAAUUGCAAAAGUCGACUUUGAGCGGUAACUAUAGAACUGUAUUGUAAACUAGGGUUCUAUAUUCUAAACCAUCUGUCUUUUGAAAUAAAUUCCGUAAUUAAAAGUCGAAAAUGUCUGAAAAUAGUAUAAAAAGUCGUUAAGUUGCUAUUCAAAAAGUAGAAAAGUCGACUUUUUAUAUAUAAUGCAAAAAGUUGAAAUGUAAACAUUUUGUUUCAACUAUGGAAAUCUAUUGCGAUAAACCAACCGACUGUCUUUUGGAAUAAAUUUCGUAAUUAAAAGACGAAAAAGUGUAAAAUAAGUUCGAAAAUAUUAGAAAAAAGUCGUAAAGUUGCAAUUGCAAAAUGUAGGAAAUUCAAAAAGGCGACUUUUAAUAUAUUGCAAAAAGUCGAAUCCUACACUUUUUGUUUCAACUAUAGAACCCUACUGUGAACUGUAAAUAGAUAAAAAAUCAAUACCAAAAAAUAAUCCUAAAAAAAAGUCGAAAAGUUCGCUAACUUGUAAGAAAAAAGUCGAAUAAAUGAUUUUGUAGUUACAAGUCGAAAAAAAGUCAAAAAGCCGAUAUUUAUAAGUGCGAAAAGACGAAAAUUUCAAAUUUAUAAAUAUUUCAAAAGUCCAUAAAUUGCAAAAAGUUUAAUACACGACUUUUGAUAAAUAACAAAAAAAUUAAAAAGUCGACUUUUUGUUUCAAGUAUGGAACCCUAAUCGUAAACCGAAUUAAACAAUUUAUACAAAUUUGAAAUUUCAUUUAAUUUUAAAAUAAACUUUUUUAUUAAUUUUUAAAAUUACUACCAAAAGUUAAUAAUUUAAGCAAAAAUUUUUAGUAAAAAAAAUCUUUCUUUUUUACUUUGUUUGUUUUUAUAUGCAAAUUAAAUUAAGGAAGCUUUAAAAAUUACUAAUUUAUGGAAUUUUAAAUAAAAAUUUAAAAUUUAAUUUAAAAAACAACAAAACUUUUCUUUAAACGAGAAAGUUUUGUUUUUAUUUUGUUUAUAUAGCGUUUAUAGUUUGUUUUACCUACACAAUUGACGUCAUCGCUCGACGACCCCAUUGUAGUUUUGCCUCUUUUUUUUUCGUCGACUUUGUUUAACAGAAGAUGAUGAACAAAAUAUAUUUUGUUAUGCAUGUAGUAGUGAGUAAUAGUGUAAAAUAAUUGUAUUUGUUAGAAGAAAUUAAAAUGGUCUUUUGUUUAUUUAAUAUUUUAACAAUAUUUGCAAAAAAAAAUAAUAAUAAAAUUACAAUGACACAAACAAUAUUUUAACCACGUUGCCAUAUUGUAAACACUUUUUUUACACAGUUCAAUCUCAUAUUUGUAAACAAACCGAAAAUAACUGUUCUUCGCUAUUCACAUACUAUUUACAUUGUUGAUGUUUUUUUCGAUUAAAGUGAAUUUAUACAGUUGAUUGUCAAAAUCUAAAAUUAAAACAAAUUCUUUAAGCUAAAGCUGUCAAACUUCUUUUUUUUAACAAUUAAUAAGUUUAUUUGACUUUUUUCGGAAUUUUGCCAUUGUUUUCACCUUGUAUGGAUUCGCCUUAUAAUUUUGGCAUUGCAAGCUUAGCUUAACAUGUUGUUGUAAUACUAAUUUACACUUAAACAAAAAAUUGAACCUAAAUUUAUACACUUUAUAUACAGUUAUAUUUUAUUUAAGGUAUUUUGUAUGUUUAUUAUUAUUUUUUUUAUUAUAUUGUUUAUAGUAAAGUAAUUUUCACCUGAUAACGAAAGAAUUUUGUUUAAACUUCAAACUACUUGUAAUUUUUUUUGUUUGUUUUGCUUGUUUCUAUAUGUGUAUGAACAAAAAAGUUAAUAAUUCUUACAAUGAGUCAUUUUUUAUUAAUGAUUUAAUCAAUUAAUAUAUUUUAUUUUUCUAUACAUACACUAACUUUACACACACAUACAUACAUUUGUAUAAAAUUGAUAAUUAUGAUUACGAAAAGAAGGAAAAAAAUAAAUUAAUAUAUAACAUUUUUUUUAUUAAUAUAAUACCAUAGAUUUAAGGUGCAGAGGAAGUUCAAGGUCAGUUAAAGUAUAUUUCUACAAAAAAACGUUAUAUAUUUUUAUUUUCCUCAAUAUUUUAUUUGUUUUGUUUAUUUUUAUUAUUUAACCUUAAGUUUUUUUCAAUUUUCCUUUUAAUUUUCAAAACAAUUUAAUAUUUAUUAGAAAAAAACUUUAACUGAUCUUGAAUAAGCAAAUAAAAUAUAUAUAUUUUUUAAUUUAAGCAUUAUUUGAAUACACACUAAUAUAUACAUAUAUAAACACACACGCGCGCUUAUUUAUAAUAUUUAGUAUAGUGAGCGACAUUAAAAAAAAUACGCCGACCCCAUAAUAUAAAUUUGGUAAUAAAAUUUUGAAAAACAACAAAAAAAAAAUAAUAAAACUUGUAUCGAUAAAACUGUAAAUAAAAAA
Messenger RNA from Lucilia sericata (common green bottle fly), 6328 nucleotides. Its product is annotated as tensin-1-like. The transcript is spliced from 2 exons. Lineage: Eukaryota; Metazoa; Arthropoda; Insecta; Diptera; Calliphoridae. Gene Ontology annotation, molecular function: protein binding. Bases 58 to 3063 code for a protein of 1001 amino acids. The record is from RefSeq and is a predicted model, not a curated record.